Molecule: messenger RNA, 938 nt
Organism: Spirometra erinaceieuropaei
Lineage: Eukaryota; Metazoa; Platyhelminthes; Cestoda; Diphyllobothriidea; Diphyllobothriidae
Source: the annotation of a GenBank genome assembly
AUGUCGGCGUUUUCGAUAGUAAGCACCAGACGUUUUGACAAUCCUCUUGUAGGUAAACGUCCUUAGUUCACUUUCUGAUUUAUGAAGGAAAGGUCUGCAAAUUACGAGCACCGAAUAGGCAGUAGCAAAACUGGCAGCGAGGUGCUUUUGACCAUAUUACAGAAACACUCAUAGGAGCCUGAGUCCCUUAAGCACUUUUUCGUAAAUGUAAUCUCGUAGACUGGCUGUUUGGUCAAGACGAUUGUUAUUAUCAGCUGUGAACGAUGGGCUUGAAGUUUUUUGCGAUCCAUCUUAGUAAUUUGGAGAGCCUUGGUCGAAUACAUAUGACAUAAUUUGUGCUUUGAGUACAGACUCCUCUAGUAUUGUCUUUGGCAUGUGGUCUGUUACUGCUAAUUCUUUGUCUUCAUAUCACCGUCUUUUCGAUGCUAACACUCACAUCGCAUUGGCCUGUCAAGAACGCAAAAUCCAUGGGCUGGGUAGCAGUUAAAUACCUGUGCUUUCGCUGUGCCUUACUUCAUGUACUUGGGGGACACCCUUACCUGUUGUGACAGAUUUCAGCAGCUAUCCAUCAAAAAACCGUUGCGAAUUUGACCCAUCAUGAAUGUUUAUUUUAACUGUUCUCCUAUCAGGCAAGAUCUACAGAACGUCCGGCGCCGGAUCUUUUCCGCCUAAUUUUCUUGCUUGGCCAUUCUCUUGGACACGCUCACUUUUGUUCAGCGGUCCAACGCGAUAGGGGUUUGGCCCGUUUUUGUAAAAAAAUAAUCGUAGUUCGCUAUUUUAGCUGUCUUCCUGUCUAUUAGAUCUCUCUCGAGUUCCUUUAAAGUUCGAACGAUUGGGAGCGGCUUUGUUUCUCCUGUCCGCAGUUACGCUGGUUAGUUUUGUCCAUGCAUUCAAGUAACUGGCAUUCAGCCUUUGCUUGUGGGGCCUCUAUUCAGUGA